Messenger RNA from Eutrema salsugineum, 447 nucleotides. RefSeq lists its product as uncharacterized. The transcript has 2 exons. The record is from RefSeq and is a predicted model, not a curated record. Lineage: Eukaryota; Viridiplantae; Streptophyta; Magnoliopsida; Brassicales; Brassicaceae. Bases 1 to 447 code for a protein of 148 amino acids.
AUGGAGUCAAGCAUAAAGUUGCCAGCCCUUACCACCCUCAGACUAGUGGCCAAGUGGAAGUGUCCAAAGGCAAAUAAAAGCUAUUCUAGAGAGAACUCCUUCAAGACACCCAUAGGUACUUCACCUUUCAAUCUGCUUUAUGGGAAGAACUGCCACUUACCUGUUGAGCUAGAGUACAAGGCUCUAUGGGCUGUUAAACUGCUGAAUUUUGACAUCAAGACUGCUCAAGAGAAGAGGCUUCUCCAGCUGCAUGAGUUAGAAGAGAUCAGUCUUGAUGCUUAUGAGAAUGCAAGAAUCUACAAAGAAAGGACCAAGACUUUAUAUGAUGAGAAAAUUCUGAAGAGAGAGUUCAAAGAAGGUGACUUGGUCCUCUUAUUCAGCUCAAGGCUUAAACUGUUUCCUGGGAAACUGAGGUCAAGGUGGUUAGGUCCAUUCAAGGUUCUUUAA